Scleropages formosus (Asian bonytongue) is the source of this 8694-nucleotide messenger RNA. RefSeq names its product ral guanine nucleotide dissociation stimulator (gene ralgdsb). Gene Ontology annotation, biological process: Ras protein signal transduction. Gene Ontology annotation, cellular component: plasma membrane. The coding region runs from base 3879 to 6272 and encodes 797 amino acids. NCBI's taxonomy places the organism in Eukaryota, Metazoa, Chordata, Actinopteri, Osteoglossiformes, Osteoglossidae. Gene Ontology annotation, molecular function: guanyl-nucleotide exchange factor activity. The record is from RefSeq and is a predicted model, not a curated record. The transcript has 18 exons.
AACAUGGAAGUAAUUGUAUGGUAUUUUAACAUAGUUUACUUAGACAAACAGAGUGGAAGGAAGACUGGACAAUAUAAAUUGUUCAAGCAAAUCUGAAUGUUAACAAUUCUGACUUCCUGUGCACAUCUGGGUGGAAGCUUUUGUUUACUAGGACUAACCGCAAGGAAAUUACAUUUUCCACAGCUAAGAGCAACAUGAACAGUAUUUCACGGAAGGGUCCGAGGAGUUACGGGGAACAAAAUGGUUAAAUACCAAAGGAAAAAACUCCAUUCUUGUGUGCAUUUUCUGGAAAUUAGUGGCUCAUAUGUUCACGAUGAUCCAAUGCAUUAAACUGAAACGCCUUUUUUCACAUGCAGGGAAUGAUAGGUUGGGGAGGGUGUAGAAAUCCACUUGCUACUUGCUGUUUCUUUUGCUUAUUUAUAUAUUUUUUAGAUUGAUGCCAUCCUUACCUUUAGAAAAAGUAUAAUUCUGCCAUUAAGAGUGUCAAAUAUAAAUAGGCAACAUUUGCCUGUUUAAGGAAACAAUAGUAACUUUAACUUCUUGGAGGGGCACUGCUGCUGUUCUUCAGAGUGUUCAGCUUAAUAAAUUUUCAGUUGUCCAUAUUUGUACGCUUUCAUUAGGCAUUCAUUAGCUAUAUUUACAGCCAGUAGCCUUCAGCAAAGUAAUUAAUUUGUGUAAUUAUUACUUCACCUAGAGCUUGUAUGCUGGUACGGUGCAUAUUGCAGGAGCUACGAAAGUUCUUUGCACUCCGUUUUUAAAAAUACGCUAAAUGGAAUGCCGUUUGAACCUUUAGCUUAGCGUUCUGAAUCCUCCAAUAUGGUUAUGUGAUACCCUCUCCUCUUGAUGCUCAUAAACCUUGAGAACAUUCUUCUAGGUCCUAACACUUCAAUAAACAAUACAAAUGUUUACACGUAGGUUUGUAAAUUCAGCUUACCGAGGUAUAAUUUAUGUAACCGAACAGAAGGCUCAUUGUGUCUCUGGCCUUUUCGUUGAGAUCGAAGUGUGCCGUCUGUUUUUACCAGGGUAAUGUCUGAUUCGUUCCCCAUUAGGGAAUGCACGUUAAAAUGGAUUUUUGGAGCACGGAGUUGGACGAAGCGAAGGGCUCGAUCCAGUCGCUAGGCUGCCUUGGUCCCGGGAGUUCGGUUGGACUCUGGAGGAAACCUUAAACAAAGUGUUCGCCAUCGUAGACGACGAUUCCCGCAUUCUAUAUGACACCCUGGACGAAGAGAAGACAACCUUAAGCUCUAGAGCUCCACUUGUACCUCCGCUCGCAUCCGCUGGCAGCCGUUCAACUCUUUGAUGUAAAUAUUCUUACUGUCCAAGUGGUACUGAGGCAUCCAGACUCCGUUUUUUUUAACUUCUUUACACAAUACUGUUGUGCUACCCAGUGUCUUCUCUCACUACUUGUAUGUUUAGGGGCAGCUGACAGCACAAGAUCCGAAGGCUGCAAAUUCAAAUCUCACCUAUUGCUAAAACACCCUGGAGCAAGGUACUUAACCCCGGUAAAAUACUCCAGUAACAAAGUACCCAGUUGUGAUAACUGUUGGUACCUUAAGUCACUUUGAAGAAGCGUCAGCGCAGCGAAUGGAUGGAAAUGAGCGCUGCUGUAGCCUUGUGCAAAUUUCUUUCUUUCUUUCUUUCUUUCUCUUUCCUCCUUUGAAUCGGUGUGUCUGCACUCCUCCGGUUGUCUCGUGCCGAACUGUGUAACGCGAGCUCGCGCGCUAAGGGUUUCCACUUCAUAAUAAUUCGGAACACCUUCGUAUUACGCCUCCUGCACAGAAACCCGAGGGCGCCCCGUCUGUUCUCUCAUAUUUCUAUAUAUAAUACAUACGUAUAUACGUGUCUCGCGCUUGCAUAAAGUGGCGCACGGGUUUUUUAAGGAGGCUCCGCGCGCCGCCUCAGAGGCAGCGUCUCGCGCGCCCUUGGCCACAGCCCGCCGUUUCAGCCGCAUACGAAGGUCUGAGGUGCAGGCGGUAGCCGCGCGCCCGCCUCGCCUCGCCUCGCCUCGCUUCCCCUCCAUGUCGCGCGGAGGGCAGCGGCAACGCGAGAAAAACGGCAGCCCCGCCCGCGCGCGCGGAGAGCCGACACACACCGGGAGGGGGCGGCGUCGCCGCUCGGUCACUGGGCCCCCGCCGCAGGCGCUGUCCGCUGGGCGCAGUCCUACGAACAUCUCCGAGGGUCUCAGCGCGAGCUUCCCACGCAAAGCGCUUCCUCGCGCAUCUCCGUUCCGGUUUCCGUUCCCUCCGUCCUCCCCUCCGACCGCCGCCCGACGGCUCUUCCGCGCUCUUUUCCCUCUGGAAUUUAAACGCUUUGUCCUUUUUUUUUUUUGCGGGCCGGACCUGAAUUUCAAUAUCUUUAUUUGUGAACGCGCGCGCGUGUGUGUGUGUCUGUGUGUGUGUGUGUGCGCGCGCCCUCGUUUUCCUACAAGAAGCGGAGAUCAGUUCAUUUUGAAUGAAAAAAAAAAGCGGACGGUGGGCAUCGCCGGCUUUCGGACUAACUGACUGGUCUGGCGCACAGACACAGGAACGCGGAUUAAACGCGAAACACAACAUGUGAGAGAUAUGAAGGAUCGUCCAUUUUGUCACGGGGGAAUAUCCUGAGAGAAGAGCGCGCGCGCGGAUGUUAAUAAUAGUCGCUGGACACAUACAAAUAUAUUAUCGUCUUUGAUCUGCAACGCUGUCAUUUUUCAUUUAAAUAAAAAUAGCGCCGGUGCCAUUAGGAAUAUGGGUUUUGAGCAAACGCCGAUUUGCUAAGCAAGAGGGACUGAAAUAGGCUACAACGGGCGACGACGAUGACCCAGAAUUGUGGAUUUCUGUGCGACUCUCCAUCAUCAAACUGCACCGUUACAGAAAACUGCGAUUUUUUUUCAGUCGCGGGAACGUCGAACGCAUCGUUCUCAUCCUGCUUUGUUCGUGCGGGGAAGGUGUAGCUGUCAUCAUCAUUAUUUUUUAUUUUUCUUUUUGCCCGAGUUAUCACGCGCUACAAUUUUAAACAAAGCCGCGCGGAGCGCGUUUUCUUCACUAACGCGACGCGUCCGGACGGAAAGCAAUAAAUGAAGCGAAAGUGUUUCUUGGACCAACAUGAGUUCACACCUGAGCUGUCAGUGAAAGGGGCUGCGACCACCGCGCUGCUCGAGUCGAGGGGGCCCGCGCGCUCAGUCGCGAGACGCAUACGUCCGAUGACGAGCAGCACGGUGAGGAUGAGGAUGAGGAUGAUGAUUCAAGGUUGAUAUCCUUUCUUUGAAGCUGGAGUGCGAAGGAAGAUGUGUUUUGCAAACCUGGCAUUUGGCGGAGUGACGCUACAGUGACAAUGGUGUGGCUACAGCUGUAAAGUGUCUCUCCGACACACAGAUCGAGAGGUUUUUUUCUGGUUCUUUCUUUCUUUAUUUCUUUUAAAUUUAGCAGUACACAGUGUGACUAAUAAUAAAUAAGUGGAGACCAUUUUCGUUUCCAUCACUCACUGCAGCUCAUUUAACGGAAUCCCAUCCCUUCCUUCGUCGACUCCACACCUUUCGGCGCCCAUUUGUGUGUGACAAACACACACGUGUUAGUAACGCGCCAAGCCGAGCGCGCGGGCCACCUUUUCUCGCAGAGGAGCCGCUCCGCACCCGCUUUUUAACGGAUCGGACGCCCGCGACACGCGCGAUUGAUGACACACAUCUGGAAACGGCUGCUUUCGCCCGAGGAUCUGCGAGCGCUCGCGAGCUCCCGUUCAGAAGCGCCACGGUUAACAGGAAUCCGACACGCUCCCGAAACACUGUGCGUGGAUUUUUGGCUCCGUCGCUCAAAAUGUGCAAAGCCAAAGGCGUGUUGUGAAGGAGCGCCGCGACGCCUCCAUGACUGCCAGGACACGGACCGGGACGGGGGUAUGAAUCCGAGAUGAUGAUGACGCUGGAUACACAGAACUCCACCCAGGAGAUUGGGGAGGAGGUGGAGGAGGGGGCCAUCUACACCAUCACCCUCCGCAAGGUGCAGAUGCACCACACGGCCACGAAGGGGCAGCGCUGGCUGGGGGUGGAAUCCGACGCGCCGCUCAGCCUGUACGAGACGUGCAAGGUACGCACCAUCAAGGCGGGCACCCUGGACAAGCUGGUGGAGUACAUGGUCUCCGCCUUUCGGGGAAACGACUCCACCUACGUCACCAUCUUCCUGUGCACCUAUCGCUCUUUCGCCACCACCAAGCAGGUGCUGGACCUGCUGCUCAACAGGUACGCCAAGCUGCAGCACCUGAGCGGCGCCGAGGGACCCAGGCUGACGCACGACGACCGCACGGAGCUGAAGAACACCAUCUCAUCCAUCCUGGGCGCUUGGCUGGACCAGUACUCAGAGGACUUCUGGAAGCCUCCGGAAUACAGCUGCCUCCGGCGGCUCAUCGCCUACCUGCAUCUCAACUUCCCGGGCUCGGAUCUGGAGCGCCGAGCCUGCAACCUGCUGGCGCAGUUCCACCGGCGGCAGGUUCACGACCCGGAGCAGGAGGUGCUGGAACACGCCAGCUGCCCCUUCGCCAUGCUGGAGGAGAACGGCUUCGAGGAGGAGCGCCCCGACUUCCUGGCGUUCGAUCCCACCCUGGUGGCGGAGCAGUUUACGCUGAUGGAUGCGGAGCUGUUCAAGAAGGUGGUGCCCUACCACUGCCUGGGCAGCAUCUGGUCUCAGCGGGACAAGAAGGGCAAGGAGCACCUGGCGCCCACCAUCCGGGCCACCGUCACGCAGUUCAACUCGGUCACCAACUGCGUCAUCGCCACCUGCCUCGUGGACCGCGCCCUCAAGCCGGCGCAGCGUGCCAAGGUGGUGGAGCGCUGGAUCGAGGUGGCCAGGGAGUGCCGCAUCCUGAAGAACUUCUCGUCCCUGCGCGCCAUCCUCUCGGCCCUGCAGUGCAACUCCGUGCACCGGCUGAAAAGGACGUGGGACGAGGUGUCGAGGGAGAACUUCCGCAUCUUCCACGAGCUUUCGGAGAUCUUCUCUGAUGAGAACAACCACUCGCUCAGCCGGGAGCUGCUCAUCAAGGAGGGGACCUCCAAGUUCGCCACCCUGGAGAUCAACCCCAAACGGGCGCAGAAGAGGCACCAGCAGCAGAGGGACCUGAGCGUAAUGCAGGGCACCAUCCCGUAUCUGGGGACCUUCCUGACGGACCUGGUCAUGAUGGACACGGCAAUGAAGGACCACCUAGAUGGGGGGCUCAUCAACUUUGAGAAGAGGAGGAAGGAGUUCGAGGUCAUCGCCCAGAUCAAGCUGCUCCAGCUGGCGUGUAACAACUACAACUUCAAGCGCGACGCCCGUUUCCGGGACUGGUUCUCCGCCGUCGAGAAGCUCAGCGAGGCCGAGAGCUACAGCCACUCCUGUGAGAUCGAACCCCUGUCCGAAUCGGCCAGCAACACACUCAAGGCGAAGAAGAACACGGGUAUCAUCAAACGCUGGAGCGAUCGGCAGCCGGCGAGCGCGGAGGCCAGCGGCGGCGGCGGCGGCGUGUGCGGCUCUCACUCCAAGUCCUUCGACCAGCUGCGCUACGCUCCCCUGCUGGGGGGCACGGGGGGCACCGCCGGGGACGGCGGCGACUCCCUGAGCGUGACCUCGGCCGGUUCCAGCAGCUCCGACGUGGAGGAAAUCAACAUGAGCUUCAUCUCCGACUCGCCCGAAGCCCACGAGAAGAAGAGCUCCACGCCUUCCGUUAAACAUUCCAAUUCCGCGUUAGGGAAGGGAGGGCCGGUCCCGAACCUCGCUCCUACGUUCUGGGAGUCCACCUCGCUGUCGUCGCUGGACGCCUCGGCUCUGGGCUCGGGCUCCGGCUCGGGUUCCAGCAGCGCCUCCUCCUCGUCGGUGUCCUCCACGCCGGUGACGGGCUCUCGCUCCCACAAGCGCUCCGUGUCGGGCGUCUCCAGCUACUCGUCCCUGUCACUGCCCCUGUACAACCAGCAGGCCGACGACUGCUGCAUCAUACGCGUGAGCCUGGACGUGGACAACGGCAACAUGUACAAGAGCAUCCUGGUUACGAGCCAGGAUAAGACGCCGGCUGUGAUCAGGAAGGCUAUGGUCAAACACAACCUGGACCGCGAGCGACCCGAGGAGUACGAGCUGCUGCAGAAGAUCUCCGAAGAGAAAGAGUUAAAGAUUCCGGACAACGCCAACGUCUUCUAUGCCAUGAACUCGUCGGCCAACUACGACUUCGUGCUCAAGAAGCGCGGCUUCCCCAAAGCGGGCCGCCCCAAGCACGUGGCCAGCUCCACUCUGCCCCGCAUGAAGCAGAAGGGCUUGAAAAUUGCCAAGGGUAUCUUCUGAAGAGCCCACCCCCCUCCCUCGAAGACAGCCGCCCCCCCCGGAGCUCUUGCGCCGACGCCGCCCUCCACUGCCAAAGCCCUUCGGCGGCUCACCGCAGGGGUCCUUCCGCCGACGGAGGCGACAAAACCGCUGGGGACCUACGGAAGGUCGACGGCCGAACGUCCCGUUUCCAGCUGCGCGGAACAACAGUAAACGGGGCGAAAAGCGUGGCCGCGGUGGGGCCGGACUUAUCGUUCCGCUUGCGUGGCGGAGUGUGUGCGCCGCGCCCGUCGCUGCGCCGCUCGGGUUACUUCUGCGGAGAGCGGGAGGCCGCUUUGUGUUUCCCGGCCGCUGAUGCCCGAUAGAGAAUAGACGUGCCCUCCCCGCCCCCCGCUGGGCAGCGGUUGCGGUGACGGUACAGCCUGGUGUGUCACAGUGCCUUCCACGGCCGAUGCUCUCGUCCACGUGGAUCUCGAACCCCUUCUUGGAGGGUAGCUCUCCUCGAAGGGGGACUUAACCCUAACACUCACCGCCUUGUUUCCAGGGCUUUCUUUGGCACCUGGCGAGAGGGAGGAGCCCCUCCCAUGCACUGCUCAGACAGGUGAGGCGCUCCCAUGAUGCACCUCUUUGCUUUGCACACCUCGGACCCGCAGGCUCUCCGGAAGCUGGGGGACCAGGCGUACCACCGAGGGAGGGCCUUUGAUCAAAUCUGUACCGCGGCUCUCCUGCUUUUACACUAAGGUCCAGCUGGUGCUAACACACACACACACACACACACACACAGAGUUUACAACCCCGGCUGUCAGGGGGACGGGAAGCGCGGCGGGACUCAAACCAGGAGCGGAGACGAGCGAGAGGGGACUCCCCCUCCCUUAAGCACAGUGGUGCUGCUGGAGUUCCAGGACUCUCACCGCGGUACGGUGGGGGCGGCAGGACCAGCGGGACCUUGCUGGUGAUUCCGCACCAAUGUUCCCUGCCGCGUUCCAUGGACUUGCUCGGAAUCGGGAUUGUGUGUUACCCUCCAAGGGGCGGAGCUUCGGGUUCUGAUUUUCUCCAUGAGGAUCUUUGGUUUCAGGAACACCCCCCCCCCCCCCCCAAUUCCAUGUGUUGUCACCCCCCCCUUUGUUGGCUUCACACUGUGAUGGACACCUAGCCUGCAAUGCCCCCCACCAACACACACACGCAAGACAAGACCUUUGUUGCUGGAGUGCAGGGCGUUGUUAAGGACGGGUCUAAACGAGGAUCUGUGAACGGAAGACGGAAAGAAGGCGGCAAGAGGGUCCGGGGUUCGAGGGCCGACGGGCGAGACGGGAGAAAGGCUUUUGGGAGAAGAAGUGAGUGAGAGCGACAGGAACUGUGGACCGUUUGUUGGGGACAGAGCCUGGAGACGGAGCGCAGACCGAGCACUGCAUCAAAUGUAGUCUUGGGUAAUGUGUGCGUCAGCAGGUGGCGCUAUGGUUAAAGCUGCUGCCUUCUGCUCAUGGACCCAGGCUUGAUGCCCCCACUCCUGCAAUACUCUUGAGUGUGGUACUUACCCUGAAAGUACACAGUAAAAGUUACCCAGCUAUAUAAAUGGGUAAAUCAGUGUAAGUAGUUGAAGGCUGUCGGAGAAAUGAGCGAGUGUGUGUUCCGGUCAGAUACCGCACCAUACCAGACGGCACUGGGUCCUCCUAACCCGGGCUCUUUGUUUAUACUCUUUACUGUGGUAAUCUUGGAUUUAGGAUGUGGGACUGAUGGGAGAAUUGAGGCAACAGGAGAAUACAGUAGUGUGCGAGAGCACUGAGAUACAGUACAUACAGUAGGUAGGUGGUGGUGUGUGUGUUUAUGGAUUAGGGAAGUUGGGGGGGGAGGGGGGGUAUUGAAUAUUCUGAACCUUUGCCAAAGAUCUUUUGGGGAUCAUGGGACCCGAUGUUACCCCUCGCAGCACCAGAAGCCCUUUCUCCCCCCGAUCCCCCCUUCUCUCUCUGUCUCUCUCUCCCCUCUCGCCGCCCUUACAGCCUCACUUCGACAUGCCAUCCAAAGUCUGGUGCCAUUACUUUCCAGUUUAACAGAAAAACAAAGAGUUUCUAACAAAGUGCAGCGUUUUUUUUCUUUUUUUUUAUUUUAACAUUCUUUUUUAUAUUUUUUUCUACAAGAAAGCAGUUCUUUGUAACCUUGUUUGUGCGUCCUAGCUUUAUUUAUUGAUUUGUAUAUAGUGUCGUUGUGUAACACUGUACAUUUUUUUCCCUUUUCCAAUGUAACUAUAAAUUAAUAUAUAUAAAUACAUGUACAUAUAUACAAAGUUUAUAACACGGUCAUUGUUGGUCCACUUGUCUCCUGGAUCCUCCUUCCUUUGCGUUCUUAGUCUCGUCUUUUGUAUGACGGAUCAGCCUGUCGUCCCGUCCCAUCCAAGCCCUGUUAAUAAUUGCCAUCCCAUAAUAAAUGCCUUCAGUGUGAACCAGAA